Messenger RNA from Notodromas monacha, 1130 nucleotides. NCBI's taxonomy places the organism in Eukaryota, Metazoa, Arthropoda, Ostracoda, Podocopida, Cyprididae. The record is from the annotation of a GenBank genome assembly.
GUAAAAAUUCGCGUUUUCCCAGGUGUCAUAGUCUCUUUUUAUUUGUUCCAUGUGAUCACCGUUUUCAUUCACAGCUGACAGUGACCAUGGAGAAAAUCGAACCGGUGCCAGAUUUUGAGUGGAUAUUCAGCGAUUCUGAUUUAUGUUCUUUGCGUGCUGAGGAUGAAGGGGUGCUUAGUGAUUUUGACGAAAGCCUGAUGGAACGAUGGCAUAAAUCCUUGUCGAAGAAUGUUCUCAGGUUUCGCCCGCCUGGUUCUCAUGCUUGGAAGAAUCUCGGUUCGCAAUAUGGUUUUUAUGUAAUGCUCAAUCCGGGGCGAAUGAUGAAUCGUCGCACGCCAAAAAUAUUUCAGACUACUAAAGAUCCUCUCGAUCCAAACGAAUUCAACUUCAACAAGAUAAAAUCGGAUGAAGUAUUGAUGACGUUAGUUUACCGCAAAGCAGAAAAAGCGACCAUCCUCGUGAACUUGAGUCCGUUCGUUAUAAGUAGCUCCUUAUUGGUUCCUUCGCUACCGAAACUUCUCCCGCAAGUUUUGAAUGAGGAAGCGAUAGACGCUGCGCUCACUGUCCUGCAUCUCAGUCGAGCACCAAAUCUUCGCAUAGCGUACAAUUCAAUGUGCGCUUACGCUUCUGUGAAUCACCUUCAUUUUCACAUGUUUUACGAUGACAUGCCUUCCUACCUGGGGAAUGUUGUUCUUAAACGAUUAACGAAUGAUUGCUACGUCUUGGAGGAAUAUCCUGCUCCGGCCUUCGUUUUCAUUUCUGAAGGAACACAAAUCCAAUCCACGGUCCAAUACAUCAUGGUAUUGGUCAGAUGGCUUCUCGAAAAUGAUAUUGCUCACAAUGUUUUCAUCACGCGAGGGUCAAAUCCGAAUGGGAGCGACGAACUUGUUGGUCGUUGUUACGUGUGGGCGAGGGAAUCUUACUUCGGAAGUAAAGAAGGAGCGAGAUUUUUUCCGGCUGUGCUUGAACUCGCUGGACGAAUUAUUGUUUAUGAGGAAAGCGUUUUUCAGUCGAUCACCGAAGAAGAAAUAGCAGCGAGGCUCGCAGAAGUUGUGUCACCCAUCUUUGGAAGGAUACGUGAUCAUAUUGCGUCCGUAUUUGAGAAAUUACAAGUGUCUUCACAGCGUUGA